Molecule: messenger RNA, 1634 nt
Organism: Lates calcarifer (barramundi perch)
Lineage: Eukaryota; Metazoa; Chordata; Actinopteri; Centropomidae
Gene: ptgir
Product: prostaglandin I2 receptor
Exons: 3
Coding region: 413-1546 (377 amino acids)
Biological process (GO): adenylate cyclase-activating G protein-coupled receptor signaling pathway; inflammatory response; positive regulation of cytosolic calcium ion concentration
Cellular component (GO): plasma membrane
Molecular function (GO): thromboxane receptor activity; prostacyclin receptor activity
Source: RefSeq, a predicted model, not a curated record
UCUGUGAGUUCAUCGUGUGUCUGCCACACGUUACCGGCAGCGGCACUUUUAAACUACUACUCCGAGAAGUCGGGAGAGACGACGCUUCAUAUUUGACAAACAAGGAGUGUGUGGGAAGAGAAGAAGACGCGGAAGAAGGAGUUGUAACUUUUAAGCUGUUUUUGUCGCGCGUAGAAUUGCUGGUGUCACUGGAAGAGAGUCAAAGACUGUCUGUAAAGAAGAGAGUCAGACAGAGACGGGGAAGGCUGCCAAUCAUGUUUUAAGUCAACGCAGCAUGAUGGCUCUCACCAUACAUUCCUGCCUUCUGUUUUACCAAAUGAUGGUAUCAAGAGGUCAGGACUCCUUUUUGUUUUCUGGGAAUACUUUAUUGAUUCCACAGUGAGUUGCCAUAUUUCUCUCCAGUUAGUUGGACAUGAACAAAAGCAUGGUUUCUAACGAAUCAUGUCACAACACCACCUGCAAUGACACUCUCACCGUGAAUGGGGAUGGCAAGCCAGCGACGAGCAUCAUCAUGUUUUUGGCCGGCGUGGUGGGGAACCUCCUGGCUCUCUUCAUCCUCGGAGCGCACCAGAAGGAGCAUCGCUCCAGGUCCUCGGUCUUCUGCAUCCUGGUGACCGGCCUGGCCCUCACCGACCUGCUGGGCACCUGUCUCCUCAGUCCACCCGUGUUCAUCUGCUACGCUCGCAACCUGUCCCUGAUAAGUCUGGGCGGCAAAAGACUGUGCAGCCUCUUUGGCUUCGCCAUGAGUUUCUUCGGCCUGGCGCCCAUGCUCAUCCUGUGCACCAUGGCUGUGGAGCGCUGCCUGGCCAUCAGCCACCCUUAUUUCUACUCUGUGCACAUCCGCCGCAGUUUUGCCAAAUACACUCUUUUCUUCAUUUACCUCUUUUCUUUGGCCUUCUGCCUCCUGCCAUACAGCGGCUAUGGCAAAUUCAGACAGUACUGUCCCGGGACAUGGUGCUUCAUUGACAUGGAUGCGACAGGGGAUGACCAGGCCAACUUGGUGCUGGCCUUCUCUCUGUCCUACUCCUCCCUCAUGGCGCUGCUGAUCUUUGCAGUGCUCGUGUGCAACGGCUCGGUGAUUGUCAGCCUGUGCCAGAUGCACCGGAGCCAGAUGAUACGGCGCGGCUCGGUCGGGUCGACGGGGAGGAGGAGGAGGCUGAGCCUGGCCUGGUUCGGACGGGGGGAAGAGGAGAUGGACCACCUGGUGUUGCUGGCGCUCAUCACUGUCAUCUUUGUGGUCUGCUCCCUUCCACUCACUAUUGCAGGCUUCAUCAAUGCCAUUCACCCAUUUUGCGGUGACACAGAGAACCUAACGGCCUUUCGCUUCUAUGCCCUCAACCCCAUCGUGGAUCCAUGGGUCUUCAUCAUCUGCCGGAAGUCCGUGUUUCGCCACCUUUGCUCUCUGCUGAGCUGCCGCUUCAGCAAAGGAGCUAUGAAGACGACAGCGCACUGCGCUCUGUCCUUACCCCUUGAUAAUCACAUACAGCGCAACCCCCCAGACGUGACAGUUCCACAAACCAACAUGUUCUCCAGUUUACCUCUGUGACCCAAAGGAAACCCUCGACUACGGAGGCUGAGGGGGCAAACUUUGGGGCAGAUUUGUGAAAUAAAACUUUUAACAUUUGCAUACAGCA